GUAAUGUUAUCAGCUGACAUUAUUGGAGAAAGAAGCUUACCAUUUAGAGAGGAAAAUAUUAGUUUAAACCUCGAAAAGGGGAGACGUUAACGGACCGAUUCAUCCUCCAAAAACCAGGGCUAAUCAACUAGUAGUAGUUUAUUCAACAUAUGAACAAAAACCACAAUCCAUAACUAAAGCACGAGAAGCAACGUUAUUCUGACGUGCUAUAGUAAUUAAUAUUGGUGAGUACAUGCAUAUAUGGGUUGGGCAAUCGCAUUGCACGGUGGUGCUGGUGACAUUCCCCGUGAUCUUCCACUGGAGUUGCGUGAACUCAGAGAAUCCUGUCUCCACCGUUGCUUAGACAUCGCCAUUGACGCUUUUAAUGCCCGCAAAUCACCUUUGGACAUUGUUGAACUUGUGGUGCGAGAACUGGAAAAUGACCCACACUUCAAUGCUGGUAGAGGUUCGGUCUUGACCGACAAUGGCACCGUAGAAAUGGAAGCUUGCAUCAUGGAUGGAACUACAAAGAAAUGUGGAGCUGUUUCUGGCCUCACCACAGUUGUUAAUGCUGUAUCUCUGGCUAGGCUAGUCAUGGAGAAAACUCCACAUAUAUAUCUUGCAUUUGAGGGUGCAGAAGCAUUUGCUAGGGAACAGGGGGUUGAAACCAUAGACUCGAGGCAUUUUAUCACUCCGAAAAAUAUUGAGAGAUUGAAACAAGCAAAAGCAGCUAACAGCGUUCAGGUUGAUUAUACACAGCCUAUACCAAUAGUUGAUGAACCACCAGUUCCCAAUGGGGAUAGCCAAAUUGGGACAGUAGGAUGUGUAGCUGUCGACAGUUCUGGAAAUUUAGCGGCUGCUACGUCUACUGGAGGACUAGUGAACAAGAUGGUUGGUAGAAUAGGAGAUACCCCCCUUGUUGGUGCUGGGACAUAUGCAAAUAAAUUCUGUGCAGUGUCUUGUACAGGCAAAGGAGAAGAAAUUAUCCGCUCGACUGUAGCAAGAGAUGUGGCUGCUCUAAUGGAAUACAAAGGGCUAACUCUGAAGGAAGCAACAAAUUACGUUAUAAAAGAAUGUACACCACAAGGGACUACUGGCUUGAUUGCUGUGUCUGCCACAGGGGAAGUUGUUACACCAUUUAAUACCACUGGCAUGUUUAGAGCUUGUGCUACUCAAGAUGGAAGAUCAGAAAUAGGAAUUUGGUAACUUCGAAUUUAUUUUGUUGUAUUUGCUUUGCUUUUAACAAUGCUUAGUUGAGGCGUUUGUGUAUUUCCUCAAAGUUAGAGACAUUGAAGAUGUUCCUUCAUAUUUACUUAGAUUUUAUUUCAAUAGCUACUUGCAAA
Lycium barbarum (goji berry) is the source of this 1322-nucleotide messenger RNA. Its product is annotated as isoaspartyl peptidase/L-asparaginase-like. The transcript has 4 exons. The coding region runs from base 241 to 1185 and encodes 314 amino acids. Gene Ontology annotation, molecular function: hydrolase activity. The record is from RefSeq and is a predicted model, not a curated record. Lineage: Eukaryota; Viridiplantae; Streptophyta; Magnoliopsida; Solanales; Solanaceae.